AUGAUGACCCCGUCCCCCCUUACAGCUGACCCCUACCACCAGGGAAACGUCAGGAUGACCCUGGAGAAGUCUGACCUCUGGAAGUCCUUCCACAACGUAGCAACUGAGAUGAUAAUCACCAAACAUGGCCGGAGGAUGUUUCCUCACUGCAACGUCAGUCUGUCUGGACUCCAACCCUAUGCCAACUAUGUCCUCAUGGUGGAUAUGGUUCCUGUGGACAACUUCAGAUACAGGUGGAAUAAGGGCCAGUGGGACAUGGCUGGGAAAGCCGAGCCCCAACUCCCAUGUCGGACGUACGUACAUCCGGACUCCCCCGCCCCGGGCUCCUACUGGAUGAAGCAAUCUGUAUCCUUCCUCAAGCUCAAACUCACCAACAAUACUCUGGACCAGCACGGCCAUAUCAUCCUGCACUCUAUGCAUCACUACAUCCCACGCUUCUCUGUGGUCCAGGCUGACAGUCUGUACAGUGUACGCUGGGGACACUUCCAUUCCUUCUCCUUCCCUGAGACCUCCUUCACUGCAGUCACCGCCUACCAGAACACUAAGAUCGCUAAACUGAAGAUUGACCACAACCCCUUUGCUAAGGGAUUCAAAGGGGAACACACCCGUACUCAUAGCAAGAGGUGUCGAUCCAACAAGAGUCCUGGGAAUGCUACAAAGAAAGCCAAAGAAGACAACGAUCCAGGAAACCAAAGUCCUCCAGACCUCCAGACGCCAAAAUUAAACUGUGAGCUAGAAGAACAGAGGAUGACCCUAGGAGCCACAGAGAAUGUGGUUUCGGGUAAGGAGGAUCUCUUGUCCCCCUGGGCCUUGAAACAGGACCCAUUCCAGAGCCACAGCCUGCACACUGAAAUACUGGAGCUCCACGACCACAGACAGGAAUACAGCACUGAGGAGCAGAUGGUGCCUGGCCCUGCAUCUAUGUCCUACCAACCAUGCAGAUCGGUUGAGAAUGGCAGACUUCUCUCUCCCUCCUCUAUAGCGGAGGAUGGUGAAAGCAGGCGCAGCUAUGAGUCUCACGUCCCAGAUGUAGCCACUGUCCCUGGACAGAAGAUUACCAGACCUGUCCUUGUCAGGGACAUGGGUCACCACCACCACACCUUGGCUCCAGCCAUGCCCCAGGACUACAGAGUGUCCCCGGUCCAUCUGCCCAUGUCCUCCAAAACCUACCCUGGGCAUUUGGGUUACAGUUACCCCCUCUAUGGCCACUACUCCACUGACCAGGGUAUGGGUCAGUGGGCUGAGUGUGGUACUGGACAGUACUCUGGACCAUACUUUCCUCACCACCGGCCCUUCGUCCCCAGUCAAACGCUGACCACAGACCAGGGCACCCUCCCAACUCAGUUUUUAUCAUCAUGGCAACAUAGCGGCAGAGUGGAGCUGGAGCCAGAACUUCAGUUUGGACAAUCAGGCUGA
Messenger RNA from Oncorhynchus masou masou (cherry salmon), 1416 nucleotides. Its product is annotated as T-box-containing protein TBX6L-like. NCBI's taxonomy places the organism in Eukaryota, Metazoa, Chordata, Actinopteri, Salmoniformes, Salmonidae. Gene Ontology annotation, cellular component: nucleus. Gene Ontology annotation, biological process: heart morphogenesis; regulation of transcription by RNA polymerase II; positive regulation of DNA-templated transcription. The record is from RefSeq and is a predicted model, not a curated record. The coding region runs from base 1 to 1416 and encodes 471 amino acids. Gene Ontology annotation, molecular function: DNA-binding transcription factor activity, RNA polymerase II-specific; RNA polymerase II cis-regulatory region sequence-specific DNA binding. The transcript has 8 exons.